This is a messenger RNA of Acanthosepion pharaonis, 1146 nucleotides long. The record is from the annotation of a GenBank genome assembly. NCBI's taxonomy places the organism in Eukaryota, Metazoa, Mollusca, Cephalopoda, Sepiida, Sepiidae.
AUGUUUUUCUUUCCUUUUUUUUGCAGUGCUGGAAUUGGCCGUAGUGGCACAUUUAUUGCCCUUGAUUAUUUGAUGGAGGAGGCGCGCCACACAGGCACCGUGGAUGUAUUUGGCUGUGUCAACAGAAUGAGAAAGGCUCGCCUCAAUAUGGUUCAAAUUGAGGAUCAAUAUGAAUUUAUCUACCUCGCCCUUGUGGAGAGUAUAUUCCUGCAGGACACACAUGUAUCAAUUGAAGAUUACCAAAGUUAUUACCAAAAUAUGAUUAUCCAGAAUGACCAAAAUGAUUGCUCCAAGACACUGCUGCAGCAACAAUUCCAGGAAUUGCAAGAACUGGAAUAUCCACACACACCUGAAGAAUUCUUGGAGACAGCAAAAAUGAAGAACAAUUUGAACAAAACACGGGUGAAAAAUAUUUUAGCCAGUGAUUUAUACCGGCCAUAUCUGACGCCUGCUCCUGACGGUCAGCCACGUUAUAUUAAUGCUGUCUACUUGCCGAACCAUGAAAAUCCCCGUAACUAUAUUGCCACUCAGAUGCCAAUGGCUGAAACAGUUGAAGAUUUCUGGCAAAUGGUCUGUGAUGUCCGGAGCAGCACUAUAGUAAUGCUGAAUGAUGAAGAUUCUAUGGAUAAGCUUGUGUUACAGACCUGCUGUAGAUACUGGAAGGACAAUGGAGAUGACGAAUUUGGACAUAUCACCGUCCACAACAGCGAGGUCCAAAUAAAGGAGGACUUUAUUGAGAGAACUUUGUUCAUCCACAACAAUGAAACGGGGAAACAAAUGAGUGUGAAACAAUAUCAAUACAUUGCCUGGCCAGCAGGCUCCCCGGUGCCAACCAAUGUUGUAUCAUUCUUGCAUAUGAUCGAAGAGAUAUCUCAGUAUCAACUCCAGCAGCAGCAGCAGCAGCAACCACAAAAGACGCCUAUGGUUGUCCAUUGUUUGAAUGGUGCCGAGCGCAGUGGCUUAUUCUGUGUUGUAUGUGCUGUGUUAUCUUUGUUGGUAAAAGAACGGAUGAUCAACAUUCCAUACGUAGUGAGGACCAUGCAACUUCCUCGGCCACAGUUGCUCACUAGUGUGGAGCAGUAUCAGUUUUGUCAUACCGCAGUGAUGGAGUACAUUGAUCGAUUCCUAACCUAUGAGAACCUGUGA